CAGGCCUUUGUCUCCCUCUCUCUGCUGUACUGGGCUCUGCAGAGUUUCUCCCAGAUGUUCAGCAUCAGGAAGAAGACCGACUGAGUCAACAUAAGAAGACUCAGACCACAUUUUACCUUUUUAAGUCAAAAUUGACAUUGACAUAAAUCCAUAUUUAUACAUGUUUUAAUCACCUUAAAUAUUUGUUUAAUAACAUAUCUGCAUGUAGAGUACGAGACGCAGUUAUCUCAGCUUUUGCUUGAUUCACUUUAAACGUUUUAUGUAUAACUGUUUAAGGUCUGUUUAAGCUUUACCAUGUAAAGCAGCCAUAAAACAAGACUCUCACAUGACACAUUUCUCUCUCCUUAUAAAUGUCUUCUGUGAUUUUGUCUCUACACUGUAAUAACAGAGGUGCUGCGGUGCUAAUUAAAGUACUAAUAAAUUAACAUUUUAUAUAUUACCUUUAUGCAACAUAUAUCUCCUAUAUAAGAAAAUGUUUCUUAUACUUUUGCCUUUUAAUUUUGAUUUGCACAACACUGUACGAUACAUUGUCUUUCAAUUUCUUAUUGCAAUAAAAGAUUUGUAAUCUCCA
Messenger RNA from Trematomus bernacchii (emerald rockcod), 571 nucleotides. RefSeq names its product alkylglycerol monooxygenase-like. Gene Ontology annotation, cellular component: endoplasmic reticulum. The record is from RefSeq and is a predicted model, not a curated record. Lineage: Eukaryota; Metazoa; Chordata; Actinopteri; Perciformes; Nototheniidae.